Molecule: messenger RNA, 2039 nt
Organism: Epinephelus lanceolatus (giant grouper)
Lineage: Eukaryota; Metazoa; Chordata; Actinopteri; Perciformes; Serranidae
Gene: hey2
Product: hes-related family bHLH transcription factor with YRPW motif 2
Biological process (GO): regulation of DNA-templated transcription
Molecular function (GO): protein dimerization activity; DNA binding
Source: RefSeq, a predicted model, not a curated record
CACACCGGUCACCAGUCCAGUCUGCAGCCGACACAGGGGCCACCUGCCCCGGACUAUUUACCGGCCACACACCGCUGGAUAACAACUCCUGGAAGAGAAAAGAUUUCACACUCAACAUCAGGACUUUUACUGAGACUGAAACAGUUUAACAGGAUGAUUUGCAUCAUGUUCACCAGUUCCUGCGUUUGCUGAUGUUGGAAAACUUUUUGUAACAAGUCCUGUUUGACUUAUUUUUGGUUAGGGAUCACUGAUGUCACGGCUCUGCUAGAGGAGAAAGUUUGGGAACUCACCUGAAUCCUCAUCAACUCCUGGAUUAAACAAACCAAAUAAUCUCUUAAAUGUCCUGUAAUGUUCCUGUAAAAUUAUUUAAUUCAUCACUCUCUCUCUCAACAGUGCCUUUGUGGUGUUUUAUAUUAUUUGUAUGUCACUGCAGGACCUCUGUUAAAACAUUCCUGUAGUGUCUAUAUUUCAUAUUAAUUCACUCCUGAGGUGGACUUUACAUGUUAUUCAACAAAAAUAUAUCAUAGGAAUCAAGGAAGGUGCAUUUUUAUUCAGAGAGAAAGAAACUUAAUUUUCUAUUUUAACAAACCCCCACUCCUCCAUUCCUCGACACGGACUGCCCUCCCCACCGUCGGUGCACCAUGAAGCGGCCAUGUGAGGACAGCAGCUCGGCAGAGAGUGACAUGGAGGAGACCAUCGAUGUGGGCAGUGAGAGCAUUUAUCCAGGGCACAUGAAGGCGUCCUUUAUAAGAUGUGGAUCACCGACCACGACCACUCAAGUGAUGGCGAGGAAAAAGCGCAGAGGGAUUAUUGAGAAGAGACGCAGAGACAGAAUCAACAACAGCCUGUCAGAGUUACGGAGGCUCGUCCCCACAGCUUUCGAGAAGCAGGGUUCAGCUAAACUGGAGAAGGCAGAGAUUCUGCAGAUGACCGUGGACCAUCUGAAGGUGCUGCAGGCCACCGCAGGGAAAGGUUAUUUUGACGCCCACGCUCUGGCCCUGGACUUCCUGUCUCUUGGUUUCAGGGAGUGUGUGACGGAGGUUUCCCGCUACCUCAGCACCGUGGAGGGCCUGGACUCCGGCGACCCUCUGCGAUCCCGCCUCCUCUCCCACCUCACCACCUGCGUCUCACAGCAUGACGCUGCUGCCUUCACCAUGACCUCGCCACAUCACCACCACCACCACCACCAGCCUCACCCUUUACCUCCCCCCUUCCACCCCCAUCACUGGGCCGCUGCAGCCGCUGCAGUCGCCACUGCAGCUGCGUUUCGACCUCUGCCGGCCGCUGCCACUGCCACGCCAUACGGACUGAGUGGGCUGGUUGUUUCUCCAGAUUCUGGAGGAGGUGGAGCCCCCCAGAGGCUGGCGGAGUUGUCACAACACGGUGUGGCUGCCUCCUUCGCCUCCCACGCAGACUCCUCCUCCUCUCCUUCCUCCUCCUCCUCUUCGUCAUCAUCCCUCGUGCUCCCUUGCACCCCCACUCCUCUCUCUGCUUCCCUCCUUUCCCUCUCAGCGUCGUUUCCCAUCACCCUCCAUGGAGGUUUCCCCAUCCUUCCUCCCUCCUCCUUCACCUCCACCGCUGCCACCACCAGUCCUCCCAUCUCCUCUUCCUCCUCCUCUUCCUCCCAGACUCCUCACAGCAGCAGCAGUAAACCCUACAGACCGUGGGGAACUGAGGUCGGAGCGUUCUGACUCUUUAACUGGCUGAUGAUGCUGCUGCUGACUAACUUCUGACAGUUUAACAGUCUGGAAAGUGAAUUUAUAAACCGUCUGGUUUUAACUGUUAACUUGUUAACCUGUGAGGUGUUUUGACUUUUUUACAUCUGCUAAUUUCGCAAAGUGACCAGUUCUGAAACUUUUUUAAACUUGCUACCUUUCUUCGUUCUGCUCAGAUUUUCUGAGCUGUUUUAACAUGUUUUGAAGCUGAUGUUUUGUUCCUGUAUGAGAUGUAAAAGAAGGUGACACUCGCCUUUGAAAUGUUGCCAUGAAUGUAAAACCUAACCAAGUUACUUUUGAAGAACAUUAAAUCCUCAGAAUAAA